AUGACCCUUGUGCGCUUUCCAGACCUGAGUCCGGUAGCUCCAGUGCUUGUAAUGAUAAACCAUCUAGAGUCGCACAAGAGCCUUGCGGAACUACUUAAUCAGAUCUGGGCUAAGGGUCAUCCUCAACCACAAGCAGAGUCCAGUUCUACUCCUCAGGUCGGACCAUUUCAGGUAAUAUCUUAUAAGUCUGUUGAUCAGCUCCCUACAUAUAGUGGCUCCGGACACGAUCUUCAAGUCCUAUUGUCUUCUGCCUCGGAGUCGAAGGGCAGCUCCGCUUUUGGCAUCAUUACCCCCAGCGCCAUUACAGCAAUGAAGAGCAUCCCUGUUGGAGCUAUUUAUCUUAUUGAGUAUCCAGCCGAUGAUCCAGCUGCCGUUUUGCAUGCAUACUACUCUUCUAUUGUGGUGGGAAUUCAAGCCCUGAUGAACACAAUGGCACCCCUUGGGGCCGUUCCUUUGCAUAUUGUUUUAGCACCUGUUGUAGGAUCUCGGCCACCCGUGGGGUCUGCGACACAAACACAACCUGCCAUUGUUGUAAAAGACUUCUUAGCCAAUCUUGUGUCUGCAACGCGUCUUCCAACUAGCUCCUUUACUAAUCUGGCGACAGCACAGGUCGAUGGCCAGAAGCUUCUAUUGAGCAUCUUGUCCAUGGGUCGUGCCUUCUUCAUUGAUUUAGCCAAUCAGGUCCAUACAUUGCCAGAUCGCUUUGUGCAGGUUCAUGCUAGUGCAUCGUUAAAGCACAGAAGUCGAGUAUGUCUCAUGGCUAUUGUACGCAGAGCAUUUCUUUUGAGCAUAGCCUCCUUCUGCGAUCAGGAUGCCCCUACAAUCCAAGCAGCCUCCGACAUCUGUACCCGUUACAAGCUGAUGGCUACGCACACAGCCUAUCUCGCUGCAAUCCUCAACACUGAUAGUGCAGCAGCUGCAGAAGCCACUCUUCAUACUCCUGCAGGGCUGGCAUCGACGAUUGUCUGUUGCUAUGAGGCAGCUAUAAUUCGCUUAUGCCACCAUUACGAACUUAUAGGCCCAACUGUUGAGGUGAUAAUGCUUCUUACUGCGUACCUUCGACUGUAUGGAGAGACGAAAGUACUGCCACUUAGCCAGACUCUAAGUAAAAUAGUGACUGCCGCUAAGCAGGGCAAGGACGCACCUUUGUUUGCAGAGGCCGAUCAGCCUAGCAUUUCCCAAGACUUCCUGUACCCCAACGUUGAAUUAUACAGCUACAAUAGGCAAAGCAUUCCUCACACACCGAUCUUGGUUGAUGCAGUAGAGGAUGUAGCAGCUCCUCUGACAACCACUCCUCUUCUAUUUAACAUGUAUCGCUUAGCAUUCGAUUCUAAUGUCCCUACCGCUCUAAUUUUGUUGGCUACAAUCCACGCGCUUCUAGAGUUACUUGCCAUGAAAUAUUCUGAACAUCAGCCGUUUACUUUUGGCUCUCAGUUAGGCCUAGGAUCAAUCAUGCACCAAAUACUUGUUAAUGUGAGUCAGAUUGGCCUAGUUUGUGAAGCAAUCCGUCUAGUCAGCCUGGCCCUCUCUGACGUUGAUUCUAUCACCUUACCGUGUAACUCCGUCCAGACUACAGAGCAGAACUCCUCGCUGCAUAGAGAGCUUUUCAAAGCUACAUCUUUGCUUUCCGUCUUGGGAAACAUUUUCCCCGCAGACCUUUCUGAAGAUGAUACAGCUUUGUUGGGACAUGCGUUAAAGGCUACCGUCUCGGAGGCAAGCAAGCUUGGUUACAUCUUUCCUCAAAGCGGAAGCUCCCAGUCUAUAGUGUCCCAAAGACUUCUGACAACUUUCUACUGGCACCGUCGAUCUCCAGAGGCAUUCCGCUGUCUUGGGACGUACUUUUCCUAUGUGACACCUGUCGCAUAUACAGCAUGCUUUUUCCCGAUAUACUCUGACCUUCUGCGUUCUCUGGACAUCUUAGGUAAGAGGUUGCGAACACUACCUCAUGGACAGCAACCCGUCUCAGCAUUUAUUGGGUUCCCCGCCGUAGCAUACUCCUUUGAGGAUCAGCUUGUUCGCGAACCCACUAAGAUAUACAGUGCCCUCCAGGGAUUUUUCGCCUCGAAAACAACAGACGGUAUAGUCACUGAUACACUAUACGGCUUCUUCACGGUGCUUAUUGAGCGGAUCAUUCGCGCUGUCUUUGAUCACGCGUCUUCAAAGCAAGGCAAGCUCGAUGCCUCAGAAAGGCUUAUUUCUUAUUACGCUUCUAUGUCCACUAGCACAAAAUCUUCGGUGGCAUCCAUAAAGCUGCUAUCCUACUUAAUCUAUGCGCAGCUCACCACGAAUGUUCCUCGCUUUUUGAGUGUUUCCUCCUCUUCUCUAUUGAAGAAGGACGUUUCUGUCCUUUUAGCAGACACACGAAAAGAGCUGAUAAAUCCUGCUACCGUUUAUAAGACGCUCAACUCUUGCGACAUGGACCUCUUGCGGCGGCAGCUGACGCGCAGACUCGGCUUUCUGUUCGGUUUGAAUGAUACCAUACCCUCCGAGCUGAAGCUAUCUGGCAGUGAGUUCCUUAGCCUUCUGUUGGAGUCGUUUGAUUCUUACUCAAUGGCGUUAGCAUGCCUUGAAGGACGAGCCAUGAAGGCGUCUUAUUCUCCGAACUUUUUCAUCAUGAAAUUAUUGAAACAUGAGGAGAUGCAGGAGGCGGGUGUACAGCUUGAUAGCACCGACAGGGAGAUACUGAAAAAACUACUUAAUGGUAUUAUCACGCAAGCUGCAGCACUCUCCACGCCAAUCGCAUCUAACUCGUUUGCAUACCCCAUAGUAAUAUCUCAGCUGGCAUGGAACCAGCCCUCUUUUUCUAUAGGAGAGUCUGCCACUCUUGCUGCAGAACUGACACUCCCAGGUCCCAUACUUGAAAUCUCGGCUCAACUGGACAUACAGCUUCAUGUACUAAUUAAUGGAUCUCUCUCUGAUAAGCUGGGGCAGACAUUUGUCGUGCAGACAAUUCUCAAACCAAAGAUCCUGCUUUUGGCGCAACAACGGGUAUCCAGGAUUGUCCUUCAUAAACAUGUGAUCACUCAGCAAUAUACCGAUGAAACGCUCGCUAUACGCACACUUAAAAUGAGCUAUAUAUGGCAAAAGGCAAGCACAGAGGCUGUCGACUUUAAAAACACCAGCAGCCAGAUAAUCGAUUAUAGCGAUCUGAUUACUCUGCAAGCGCGCGAGUCACGAUUCUCAUCAGUGAAAUUCUACUUGAGGAGAUACAAGGAAAACACGGCAGAAGCUAUUCAUAAGAACACCUACUGUCUUUUAAAGUGCUCUGAAAACCUGUGUGCUCAUAUCCGGGACCCGCUCCAAAUGGUAGAGAGCGGAUAUUGUCUUAGCUCCCCUGACGUGUAUGCCGGAAAGCCAUUUAUUUUGUAUCUAUAUCUAAAGGCGGCGGUGUCUGUCCCUCCCGUUUCCCUUAUUGCUACUUACACAUGCUCAAAUGACACACUACCAGAGCCUGAUGUUAACCCUCAUUACACAAGGAAUGCACCCAUCACCUCUAGCGUCUAUACGUACUUUGAUGGGCGUCCGUCUCCUCUUACUCUGGGGUCUUCCAACACUAUUAGCAUUGGUGGCCUAACCUCUUAUUCUAACAACUCAGAUAUAACAUUCAUUCCCUUUAUUGUUUGUGCUAGUGACCUCUGUCACUUGACAUUCAAAUUCACCUUGCAAUUAGGAUCAAAGAAGGUGUCUCUUUCUCCACAUCGGGGGUCGACUAAGGAUCAAGUCUUUGAGACAGCGCCCCAAGAAUCAAACAAUAUUUGCACUAUAGUUCUACAUCGGCCGGUAGAGUUUGUCGUUAAAACAGAUCCUUUACAGACAUUAUCUGUCUUUAGCAAUGGAAGCAUGCUACGCCCGCUAGUUCUAUCCCAGUGGACAAAAGUUGAACUAACUAACAGAACUCACAAUGACAUCGUCACUGAGGGGGUGUCAUUGACCAACAUGCCCACAGGUGAAAUCCUGAGCCCAUCGGCACUACAGCAGGUCAAAAUAGCUUCAGGCGGCAAGCUGAGUCUGGUGGUGAAAAGCAAUGUUAAUUGCUAUAACCCUGGCUCAUCUAUAACGGGCCUAUUCAACCUCAAGACCCGUUUCAUUGUACGGGAACACGGCUCAUCCAAGCUGGAGGACCUACCGUUAUGUUGCAUUAAAUACCGGUCGGCUGCUCCAUACAUUCCCCGCAAGCUCCAAGGAACUCCAUUUGAAGCAUACGUGACAAGCACUGAGACAACGGGGCCCUUGCUUUGCACGGGCGUUGUUUGUCACGAAAUACCGGUGGUGGAUAUGCAUCCGACUAUCAACUGCCCUUUUCUCGUGAUCAUAGACAAAACGGAGGCGAAGUGUCAUGUAGGCACUGCAUUUGAAUAUAUGUGCGAGAUUUCCGUGCGCGACUCUGAUAGCUAUACAAUGACAAUCCGCUUUGCCGAACCACCGCCGGAUCGUAGCUUAGCAAAUGUGCCCCCGUUGGAAAUAGUAUCAGACAAGACACAGCUCUGCCGCGCAUACACUUUAAGCCCCAACGCUAAGAUUAGCGUGUCCGUUACACUCAAAUCUAAAACCGAUGGUCUUCAUAUGACCCCAGAACUUCUCGUCACAUUAAACCGCACAGCUCAGCACGACAGGAAAUGGGAGUAUGUCCAUCAUGCGCGAAAGAUUCUCAGUGUGUAA
Giardia duodenalis is the source of this 4659-nucleotide messenger RNA. RefSeq lists its product as uncharacterized. NCBI's taxonomy places the organism in Eukaryota, Fornicata, Diplomonadida, Hexamitidae. The coding region runs from base 1 to 4659 and encodes 1552 amino acids. The transcript has a single exon. The record is from RefSeq and is a predicted model, not a curated record.